This is a messenger RNA of Physcomitrium patens, 1697 nucleotides long. RefSeq names its product expansin-A10. Lineage: Eukaryota; Viridiplantae; Streptophyta; Bryopsida; Funariales; Funariaceae. The record is from RefSeq and is a predicted model, not a curated record. Gene Ontology annotation, cellular component: extracellular region. Gene Ontology annotation, biological process: plant-type cell wall organization.
GAGAGGUGGCAGCACAAGCCUUGAAGAGCAGCAGCUGCGGCUUCAACUUCUGCUCUCAGCUCCCGAGUCUCCUCGCCUCCUAAGUCUACAUCGCGCAACACUCUCUCGCUCAUUUUGCUGGUAAUUUGUGCGAAGCCGCAGUUAGACUCUUUCGCCGGUCUAAUCUCCCCUCAUACUAGGUCUCGAUUGCGAUCCCAUCUCUACCCAAUUCGUUUGCGAGGUCUCCACUGCAGCUUUGCAACUCGGCAGGCUUGGUGGUCAGAGGGGCUCGAUCGGUUCUGACCUGGGGUUACCUGCAGCUGCGGCGAUGGCCAUGGGAUGGAGUAGUGUGAUAGUGGUGAUAAUUGUGGGGGUGAUGGCCGGCGUGGAGGCGAAGGGGAGUAGGUUUACGGGCAGCGACUGGGGCAGAGCCCAUGCCACUUACUAUGGUGGAGCUGACGCCUCCGGUACUCAAGGCGGAGCUUGUGGAUUUGGCAAUCUCUACAGCAGCGGCUAUGGUACCAGCACUGCUGCUCUGAGUUCGUCUUUGUUCAAUAGCGGUCUCAGCUGUGGAGCGUGCUACGAGCUCACCUGUGACCCGUCUGGGUCCCAGUACUGCCUCCCGGGAGGUUCCGCUAUUAUUACUGUUACCAACUUCUGUCCUACCGGUUCUAACGGAGGCUGGUGCAACCCACCCAGGCAGCACUUCGACUUGGCGCAACCUGUCUUCAGCAAGAUUGCGCGCACAGUGGGCGGCGUCAUUCCCAUCAAUUAUAGAAGAGUGUCCUGCCUCAAGUCUGGAGGCAUGAGGUUCACGGUUAAUGGCAACCCCUACUUCCUGCUAGUGCUCGUCACCAACGUCGGAGGCGCUGGCGACGUGCAGCAAUUGUAUAUUAAGGGCUCCAGCACCGCCUGGCUACCCCUAAAGCGCAACUGGGGGCAAAUGUGGCAGUUCACGGGCAACAGCGGAAUGCACGGCCAAGCGAUCUCGUUCAAAGCCGUCACCAGUGAUGGCGCCGAGGCCAUUUCAAACAAUGUGGCUUCAUCCAACUGGGGCUUCGGGCAGACCUUCGAGGGGUCGAACUUUUGACGGGGGUCAUCCCUCCGUUCAUUUUCUUAGUGGGUCAGAUUGGAUCAUUUUAGAAUGAUCCGGCAUAGCUGUGGUGUGCGAUUUAGCGACCGCCCGCUUCUACAAUUACGUCAAGUUUAGUCUCUAUUCUUCCUUGUUGUCUAGUCUCCAUGUUCGGACGUAGAAAUCAAUCCAGGAGUUCGCUCCCGUGAUCGAUCGUAGCUGUCCUCAUUGGUCAAGCUCAAGAUGAAGAUGUGGAGAUCACAUAGAGGAUGCCGAGGUGUGUGCAUGUCCGUGUGUCAAUGUUUUCCAUUACACCACCCGCUCCAGUCCCUACGUUUUAUACUGUUCAUCAAUGACGUUGCCAAUCCAUAUACACGUCAAGUUCCUCAUGAUUUUGGUCCUGUAAUCCUGAGCUGGUUACAGUGGACGUGAUGUUGCUAGCGAUCGACUGAGUAGACUAUCAGAGUGUAUUGCCUCUACAAAGUACCAUUAAAUUUGAGACGUGCCCAGAUAUUUCGGAUACUAUAUUGGAUCGAUCGUCGUGCUUCGUUUCUUGACUACCUGCACAUGGUCAGCUGAUCUUUCCAUCUCAAUAAAAAGUGAGUUGUGCACAAGCGCAUCUGCUUGCUUGCUUGUAUCAAUUUCU